This is a messenger RNA of Ceutorhynchus assimilis (cabbage seed weevil), 3298 nucleotides long. NCBI's taxonomy places the organism in Eukaryota, Metazoa, Arthropoda, Insecta, Coleoptera, Curculionidae. The record is from the annotation of a GenBank genome assembly.
CGUCUAUUCAAAGCAAAUGUGUAGUGAUCAGCAGCCAGUUAAUUAUUUAAUUAAUUUUAAUUGGUACGCGAUUAAUUAUAGAUGUGAUAAGUCGCGUAACCGGAGUGCACGGCGUCGGUCUAACCUAGAAAAGAAAACAAAGUGUGAACGAGGCCCCCCUAAUAAUAAUGUUUCGUUUUUUGAGUGGCAGGAAGGGCAGGAAUGCGGGGGCCGACGGUGGCAGGUCCAACGGGAAAAGUUCCUCUAAACACGCUAAUAAGAAUUUGAUUCAAUGCAAAGUGAUACUGUUGGACGGUACUGAUUUGAGUGUGGAACUUUCGAAAAAAGCAAAAGCCCGUGAUUUAUAUGAACAAGUUUUCUAUUCUUUGGAUCUCAUCGAAAAAGAUUAUUUUGGAUUGCAAUUUACAGACGCUAACCACGUUAAGCAUUGGUUAGAUCCCACGAAAACGAUUAAAAAACAAAUUAAAAUUGGUCCUCCAUAUACAUUAAGACUGAAAGUGAAAUUUUACUCAUCCGAGCCUAAUAAUUUAAGAGAAGAGUUGACACGGUAUCAAUUCUUUUUGCAGCUGAAACAAGAUAUUUUAGAGGGAAGACUUGAUUGCCCGCAAGAAACUUCAGUAAAGUUAGCUGCAUAUGCUUUACAAUCCGAACUUGGUGAUUAUGACGAAACCCAACACACAGCAGCAACAGUAUCAGAAUUUCGGUUCGUACCCAACCAAACAGAAGAAAUGGAAAUUGAAAUUUUGGAAGAAUUUAAAAAAUGCAAAGGAUUGUCACCAGCUAACGCGGAACAAGCCUACCUGAACGAUGUGAAAUGGAUGGAAAUGUACGGCGUCGAUAUGCAUACGGUAUUGGGUAAAGACGAUAUGGAAUAUAAGCUGGGACUCACGCCAACUGGAAUAUUGGUAUUUGAGGAACCAAGCACCAAAAUUGGGUUGUUUUUUUGGCCUAAAAUAAUGAAGUUGAAUUUUAAAAAGAAGAAAUUGACUGUUGUUGUUGUUGAGGAUGAUGAUGAUGAUAGGGCUCCGCCUGUACCUCAGGAACAUACAUUUGUGUUUAGGCUUCAUAAUGAAAAGGCUUGCAAGCAUUUGUGGAAAUGCGCUGUAGAGCAUCACGGAUUCUUUAGGCUCAGAGCUCCCGUAAAAGGACCAUCGGCCAGGCAAAAUUUCUUCAGAAUGGGUUCGCGCUUUCGAUAUUCCGGCAGGACCGAGUAUCAGAGCACGUAUCAAAAUAGGGCGCGCAGGACGGUGCAAUUGGAAAGAAAACCGAGUCAGAGAUAUGGAAGAAGACAAAGCCAUGUGCUUAGAGAGAGACAGAAACAACAGCAUGUUGUUCAGCCAAAUCGUGAAGGAAGCCAAGGUUCCUCUUCAAAAUCCCCAGAUAGCUUCCAGCCCGCUUCCAGUAGAUGUAGUGAAAGAUCAAAUAAAUCUAGUGCCACUGACGAACCGAUUUACUGCCAAGUUAAAGACGAUUUAACUAAGAGUCUGACACCAACACCAUCUACACCUACAAGACCUACAUCUUUGGGUUUGAGCGGACAAAACAGUUUUGGAAAAAGUUCCAUUGGGAGAAACUCAUUUGGAAAAUCCUCAAUUGCUUGUGGUCCCGCUUACAGUCCUGCUUUAUCCAGUAGUAGCAAAAAUAGCUCUUCUAAACGAAAAUCGGCUACUCCAACUAGUAAUAUAGCUGCGAUUAGUCCUGUGUCAUCAAAUGCCGAUAGCCAAUUGGACUUUUUACUCAAAAGCCUGGCGAAAGAAUCGCUAUCGGGCGUGAGCAGGGACGAGUGUAGGAAUAAGUUGGAAGACACUGAGAAUUCGAGUGGAUCCAAGUCUUUGCCAGCUGAAAUGCCUAAUAAUAUAUCGAAAAAUAUGGGUAGCGCCAAACCUUUACCGCCUGGACAUAUAAAAUGCAACAUUUUGAAAGCUAAAAUGAUGGAAGAGGAACUUCAAAAUUCGAAGCUUACAAAUCAGAUGUUUGUGCAGGCGCCUAAAGAUGAUGAGACUUCGUUGAACGCAGCGACUUUCAUAUCCGUUGGAGGUGAUAAAUUGACAUUAACUGUGAGUGGUCCACCAAGCAUCGAACCCGCAAAAGAAGUUCCUGUGAAACGUUGCACUACUCCUAUAACAGUAACGUUUUUCGGACAAGCCAUGAACGAUGGGAAACUGGAAAUUUGCCAGGUAGCUAAUGAAACUACUGAAAAAACGGAUCGAGAAAACAACCUCAAUCCUUUUGCCAACUACUUGAAAGAUGAGAAUUUGAAUCCGUUUAGCGGAUCGAACAGUAUAGUUUUUAAUAAAAAUAAUCCGUUUAUGGAUGCUUCAGGAAGUGGAGAAGAAAUGGAGCCUAAAAGUGAUAAGGAUAGCGAAAAAAGUGAUGCUAAUGGAAAUCAUAGUUCAGAGUCCAAUGAAGACAGUGAUUCGCAUGAAAAACCGCCAACACCGAUGAGUCCCAAUUUAAGUAAAUUGUCACCGUGGCUCGUCUCCCAAGAAGUAAUUUCUUCGCCGGUAGCUAAAGUGAACACUACAGAAACGGCUAUUAUACGAAAGUCCGUUAUUACUACUCAGCUCUAGUUUAAAUACUUCUUUACAUGACUAAAACAGGUAUAUAUAUUUUUUCUAUUGAGAUUACUUUUUAAAAAAUGUACCUGUUGGCCUUUGUACAAUAAUUUUAGAAAACAUUUCCAAUGUUUAACUUUUUGACAAUAUUCUACUAAAAAAUAUACGUAUAUUGAUAAGACUAUAAAACCUAUACAUUCUAUAAUUAUAAUGUGAUAUCGAAUCUCCAAUAUUUAAGUAUUCUUUUACUAUUGAAUUUUAAUGAAUUUUUAUUUCUCGAUUUUUUUUAUUCUUGUUUUGUGUACUUAAUGUUUUAUGCAGAAGUUUUUUUUUUUUUGCUUAAAAAAUACUUAUUUAAGUUUAAGGUUUAUAAAGCUUCAGCUUCAAUAUGCAGUAGCUACAGAUUGUGCAUGUAUUUUUUUUGUCGGUUUUAUUGCUAAUCAGAUUUUUCAAGAUUAUGUUCACAAAUAAUGGACCUUAUUGGUUCUGAUUAAAGUUGAAAUAUUUUGAUGAAAAAAAUCAUGCUCAAGUAGUUUACAGGGUGUUUCAAGGUUCUUCAGUUAUAAUGUGCCUUACAAUAAUUGUUAAGUGCCAUCAAUUGCAGAGAGAAGUUAUUAUUAUAUACGAUCAUUCCGCAGCUUUUUUUUUUUUAAUUAGACAUUUUACAUAAUAAUGUAUCCGUCCAUGACGAUGAAAUAUACACUCUACAUAUUUUUAAAUAAAGAUAUUUAUCUAUGUUUCAA